Messenger RNA from Symbiodinium necroappetens, 438 nucleotides. The record is from the annotation of a GenBank genome assembly. NCBI's taxonomy places the organism in Eukaryota, Dinophyceae, Suessiales, Symbiodiniaceae.
GUGUACCGGGAGGCGUCCAUGCUCCUGGCACGCCUGGAGUCGGUCAACGGGGUCCCGAAAUACGUGGCCAAGAGGCUGGCGGAGAGCUUUCCGAGCGAAGCUGCCAUGUCAAAGGCGCUGCUGAGCUCCCCGGUGGCCGGAGAUCCCGUGAGCCGAGCCAUGGCCCUCGCAUCCAUCCGCUCACGCCCGGCCGCGGAGAGGCUCGUGUCCGAGUUCCUCGAUGGCCAAGCGCUGGAGUGGAGUGCCCUCGUACACCUCCUGCAGACGUCCGGGGUUCCCAGUGGCCGGGCCUGCGACAUCGUGGCUUCGCUGGGCACCGACAGGACACGGCUGCGCCAGGCGCUCGAGCUCGAGCUGGAGCAAAGUGGAGGCGGUUCCCUGGGCUUGGAGACCUCGGAGGUGAAGAAAGCGUUGCGGCGGCUCGCGAAAGAUUGCGUG